Messenger RNA from Chara braunii, 2241 nucleotides. NCBI's taxonomy places the organism in Eukaryota, Viridiplantae, Streptophyta, Charophyceae, Charales, Characeae. The record is from the annotation of a GenBank genome assembly.
CGCUAUGUUUCUUCGGCAUUUUCUAUGAUUAUGUCGUGCCGCUUGACCGCCAUGGUUAUGCUAUGGCGCUGACGACCAUGGAGGAGGGUCAAGGGCAGGAUGAUAGAAAUGAACAGUAUGAGGAGGAAAUGACGAAGAUCUAUACGGAGGAGGAAAAAGAGCAAAUCAACUCUCUCCUAGAGUUAUGCUUUAGGGAUGGGAUUAUGCCGGCAGGUCUUGACGUCGGGGUAGCAGAAGUGACGGAUGAGAUAGCCCGAUUUGACCUUAAUGAAGAAUUCUCCAACCAGAAUGUCGAAUGGUUGAUAAAACACGCAGUCACGGUCCAAUUUUUAAACGAUGCAGCUGUUCUCUCCAACAGUUUGAAAAAGAAGUUGGUGAGAAUAUAUGAAAACGCGUGGUAUGAUUCUGGUCUUUUGGAUGAAGGAAUCACGAGGGGUCGUUAUCAGAGCGAAGGGAAGAAUCUAUGCUCUUUUGUUUCUUCCCAGACCAGUGUAAUAGAAUGGAUGUUGCACAAGGAAUCGGAUGUGAUCGUCCUAGAAGGGAAGGAAUAUCGCGUUGCCUUUUUGCCUUGGAUGACCUUUUUGGAGAUGAGAGAAUUCAAGGACACUACCCCAAAGAUUUUCUGGGUUCGUUGUCCUAGGGUCCCUUUGCAGUUGAUGUCAACACUGCAAAACGCAAUCGAGAAAACUUUCGGAGCAGCGGUGAAAAACUACCCGACAGAACAGGACGAUGAGGAACCUGAAUUGGGGUCAGUCAGAUUUGACCUCAAAAUUCAGGCGAAAGAACGGGUGCGCCCCCGAUUGGUAGUAGGAAUCCCUAAUCAGGGUGACUACUACUUCAAAGUUCUCUCGGCCAGCACCCCAUGGUGCGAACAGUGCAAGACCUUUUACCAUAAGGAAACUGAUGAGUGUUGUCCGGUAAAGGCAGAAGCGGAAUUCGAUCCUUUUGCGCCAGAAGGGGAGAAACCCACCCCCCCGAAGCCACCCUUCUCUGGAUUCGUACCUCUUGGCGAGACCCCCCCCGUGGCCGGCUUUAGAAGAUUUCCCCGAAGAGGAGAGAAGAAGAACCGGUGGAGGAAUCAAUCAGGGAGAGAGGAAAGGGGGAACCAGGGGCAGAGAUUUAAAGACAAUAACAGCGAAGGGAGCACGUCAGGGAAUAGAAAAGGGAACGGAGGUGGGGGCCAUCGCCUGCGAAGAAUAAAGGAGAAAUCCAAAACGACCACCUCCCGAGACUUGAGGAAGGGGAAGAGUUACGAGGAGGAAGGAACCGAAGAAGAGGAUGGAAUGGAGGGUACUUCCCUGAUGGAAGAACAGGCGGCAGGGGUCCUGGCGAAGGGAAGAAUACAGGGCCAGAAAAGAGGGGAGGUCUCCUCCUCGCAGGGCAAGAGAUGGAUCCCGGUAGGACAGGGGGAUCGAGCUUACAACGAUCUCCAUAGAGAUCAGGGUGGAGGAAUGAUGGGAAUGGCUGGCGUGAUCCCAACGUUGGGACAAGAGGACGCUAACAUACCGAAAAUUUUUGUGCCAAUAAUAUUAGCUAAUUCAACGCAUGGAAUCUUAGUUAUGGCCAAUCUCCUUGCAAAUGGAGCAAUGGAACUCCCGACUGCGUAUGCGGAAGAAGCCCUUACCGAAUCAGUCAUAAUGUCAAAGGUCAAGAAAUUGGUGCCGGCAUGCCUGAGCCUUCGGUUGAUCUCCACCCUGAGAGUGGGAGUGGACACAACACAGGAUUGUUUGGGGAACAGAGUAAGAAUGUACUAUGUUUUUCUGGAUGAUCGUAUGACCAAUACUAUUAAGAAGCAUCUUGAAACCUUGGACAAAGGUUGGUUUCCCCUAUCAAUCCUGAGCUCGCCUUUGAACGAUGGAUUGGACAGCAUACUCUUCAAAGGGUAUUUCUCUGCCCGAACCAUUGCAAAAUGGUUGUUCCACUCAGCUCACAGAAAGGUGUUGUUCUCAGAAUCCUUCGUUGAUACUUUGUUACUGCCUUGGGAAGAAGGAACAGGGGGCAGCGAAGGAAUUCGCAGAAGGAAAAAGGGGGAGACAGAUAUCGAAGACGAGAGCCGUAUCCAUGACACACACGGCCCCGGGGUAGCAAAUGCCUCUUAGAGGCAAGCUGCGUAUCGCGACAUGGAAUCUACGUGCCCUUUGUGAUACAGGGAAGAAAUUCAAAAGAGACAGACUGAAAAGUUGGAUUCACAAUAAGAACAUCCACGUGUUGUGUAUACAAGAAUCAAAGCUAGAUGAGACA